Aspergillus melleus is the source of this 1116-nucleotide messenger RNA. RefSeq names its product cysteine synthase A. Gene Ontology annotation, cellular component: cytoplasm. Gene Ontology annotation, molecular function: cysteine synthase activity. The record is from RefSeq and is a predicted model, not a curated record. Bases 1 to 1116 code for a protein of 371 amino acids. The transcript is spliced from 2 exons. Lineage: Eukaryota; Fungi; Ascomycota; Eurotiomycetes; Eurotiales; Aspergillaceae.
AUGUUCCGUCAAAGUAUCCGACGAUUCGGCUCCACUGCGCUGCGCGCAGCAGAAGGUUCAACCGCCUACGGUGUCCGAGUAUCGCAUGCCCAAGGUGUCGUCCACGGUCUCACCGAAGCCAUUGGGAAUACCCCACUGAUCCGCCUAAAACGUAUCUCCGAGCAGACAGGCUGCAACGUGCUCGGUAAAGCCGAGUUCCAGAACCCCGGUGGCAGCGUCAAGGACCGAGCCGCGCUGUUCGUGGUCAAGGAUGCGGAAGAGAAGGGUCUGUUGAAGCCCGGCGGUACGGUGGUGGAAGGCACGGCCGGAAACACAGGAAUUGGACUGGCGCACGUGUGUCGGUCCAAGGGGUACAAGCUGGUUAUCUACAUGCCCAACACGCAGUCGCAGGGCAAGAUUGAUCUGCUGCGGUUGCUGGGAGCGGAGGUGUACCCGGUGCCCGCGGUGGCGUUUGACAACCCCCAGAACUACAACCACCAGGCGCGCCGACAUGCGGAGUCGUUGGAUAACGCGGUCUGGACGAACCAGUUCGACAACACGGCCAACCGACAGGCGCACAUCGAGACGACCGGGCCGGAGCUCUGGGCGCAGACCGAAGGCAAGCUCGACGCGUUUACCUGCGCCACUGGAACCGGAGGCACCUUGGCCGGUAUCACGCGGUACUUGAAAACGGUCAGUGACGGAAAGGUGAAGAGCUUCUUGGCCGAUCCCCCGGGCAGUGUGCUGCACAGCUACAUCCAGAGCGGGGGCAACUUGGUCGAGCGCAGCGGAAGCAGUAUCACGGAGGGAAUUGGACAGGGUCGGGUGACGGACAAUCUGCAGCCGGACAUUGAUCUGCUGGAUGGAUCUUUGAACAUCAGCGACGAGAAGUCCAUCGAGAUGGUCUACCGCUGUCUCGACGAGGAGGGUCUGUACUUGGGCGCCAGCUCCGCGCUGAACGUGGUCGCCGCUAAGGAGGUCGCCGAGAAGCUGGGCGCGGGCAACACCGUGGUGACCAUCCUGUGCGACGGAGCGUAUCGGUACGCGGACCGUCUGUUCUCGAACACCUGGCUGCAGGGCAAGGGAUUGCGGACUGCCAUUCCCAAGCAUCUGGAGAAGUACAUCGUGCUGCCUUAA